AUGGCGUCGUCAAAUGUCGGGUUCUAUCAACGACAGAAAGAAUUACAAGCGUCACUGCACGAAAAAGAACAAGAACGCAUUCGACUUGAACAGCAGCUGUUUUUCCUAUUAAAAACAGAUAAGAGAUUAUCAAAAUUGAAAGCAGCCAAGCUUCAGAGCUAUUGGAAACGAAUAUGUUCAGAUGAGAAAAAAAGCCGACAACGAAAUGAGAAAAUUUUGCAAGAUUUUGAUAGAAUUGAGGGUCAUUUGUCCAGUGUGACACUGAGGACAGAGAAGUUGAAAAUGUUAAAGAAGCAGUAUGAAUCUCAGCUGAAAGAUAAAUACCCCAACUGGAAAUCCUUGAUAGAUCUGGAUGGGGCAGAGAAGGAUCAAAAAGAAGAAUUCGAAAGACUACAUGUACAGCAUGAGCAACAGCCUCAUCAGCAACACCCACAACCUCAGCACAAGGGCAGCUUAGGAAAACAUCAUCAUGCUGAAUUCCACAGCAACAUCAAAGCUGUCCGUGAUUUGCCAUAUACCCAUAAAACUGAUCACAACAAAAUGAAAAUGGGCAGAACUGCAGAGCUUGACAUGGCUGCAUCAGGAAGUGGAGACAAAGGGGAGAUAACUCUGGAGGAGUUGUCUAGCUCUGGCAUGGGGAGUAAGAGAGAAUUUUCUCACGAGGAUAUUUCCAGUCAGACAAUCGAGGAAGAUGAGGAUGAGUAUAAGGAAGAGGAAAAGGAGGAGCCAGGAGGAUCAAAGUACAGUUACUCCCGCCCUGCUCCUCAUCUCUUACCAUUACACCAGCAGAGACAUCAUGAACCUCAAAUUAUAGAUCACAAGCCUUCCAUGGAGACGGUGGCUGAGGAAGAGGAUGAGGAAGUGAGCGAUUACGCUGAUAUUAACGUUCCUGACGAGACACUUCCCAUCAGGCAGUUCAACACAGAUCAGCUGCGGGGCCUUGAGAACCUGUCCCUGGACGCAGCAGCACCCCUUGUGAACCCCAGCCAGCCUGAGCAACCAGAACCAGCCACACCCAGAUCUCUGCUCCGAUCAGACAGUUCCUCUAUCAAAAGUAACUCUCCCCUACCAGACCUGACACUUGAAGGAUUACUGUUCCUGCUGAAGUUUUUACAAGAGGAGAUACCCAUGGCGCCAAAUGUGGACAGCUACUACAGAUGUCAGCACCCUCCCCUCGCUGUGCGCAAGGAAAUCAUCAGACAGGCAAACUCUGGUGAGAAGCUGGAGGACUGUGAAGGGAAUGCCCUGAGUAUGGUGAUAUUAGAACAGCUCACCCUGGUGGUGAGAGAGUUCACAGGAGGCUGUCUGCUGUCUGACCGCACCCUCCUGAACACAGGCUCCUGUACAAACCAGACACAACUCAGGUCUCAGCUUCACAAGGAGAGUCAGGGAUUAUGGGAUAAGCUCUUUGAACACUUCUGUACACUGCAGAAGCACAAGGUGAUGGGGCCUCAGGAGAUAGCGGCUGUGUUUGUACCAGGUCUGGUGGCUGAUAAGUCAGAAAAUCAAGACAAGGCAUUUAGUUUGAUUGUGCGCUUGCUGGAGAACAUACCAGAGGAAGACACGCCUGAUGAUUUAUCCUCCGUGACCUUUUCGUCUCGUGGAAACAUCCUCCUUCCCGCAAGUCCCAAGAAAACAGGACCGUCUGAGGAUGUGCCACCUCUCAGCUUUGGCAGCAUGAUUGACAAACAGACUGAUGAAGAAUCAGACUUCUUUGACCAGAGUUUACCAAAAGACUCACUUCCUUUAAAUGAAACAGAGGCCUACAGAAACAUGCUGUCUGGGACAUUCUCAAGGGGUGGUGCCACGGAGCCACAGAGAGAGGAGGAUGACACUGAUGACGACGUAGAGAAACAAUUUGCCUCAGUUCUCUCUCCUCGCACGCCCAGAAGCAAAGCAGGGAGCCGGCCUAACCGUAGCCCUCGCCCUGCCGCCUUGGCGUCUGCGCCUCCCCCUGACCCUGUGCUGGAUGAUGUCAUGUCUGAGAUCAGCUCCACGUCUCCCCCAAUGUCCCCAGUCUAUACACCCACUGUUGACCAGACCAGUGGCACAAAUGCAAGCUUUAAACCUCUGGGUGGUAUGUCCAGAAAUUCAGCUCUGAAGAUUGGCUCAGACCUGGAUUCUGACACUGAUCUAGAAUUCCCGAUGUCAGGCGGCAAAUCCAAAAGCAAGGCCAGUUUGGAUGAUGACUUUGAUUUCUAUGGAUGAAUGAAUACACAGCUCCAUGUACCACGUGCCGAGUUGUUAACAAAGAAAGUUAUGCAAAUGUGCCUCCUGCUGAAUCAAACCAUAGAAAAAAGAAAGAAAAGAUAAGAUAAAUGUACAUUAGUGUAUAGGUCUGGGUAACAGCAUAAUAAUAAUAAUCUCAAACUGCAUUCCUGACUGAAACAAUAGCAUGUAUAUAUGUGCAUAAUAUAAAUCAGGCCAUGCUGUGUGCAUGAUAAUUAAUUAAUCUACCUGCUACAUGUAUAUCCAGGUAGUGUAAAGGCCUGACUGUUGAGCCUUUCUGUGGCUUAUUGUGAGUGUGGACCCUCUCAGUUUAGAGGAGUUCACUUUCGUUUAAAAACUAUCAGGAAAAGUUCCUCUUCGGAAGAACUGUGUGUAUUAUAAUAUUUUGUUGACACAGAUGUGAGUUUUUGUUAAAAAAAACUACUCUACAUUUAAAAUUUGUUUACAGUACAAGGAUUCGAUUGUUGUUGUGCAAAAAUAUAUAUAAAUUUACUCAUGGUUGUCUUCUUGAUUAAGAUUUCAGUACAGAUAAUGAGAAACUCCUGCAAAAUUUGGUAUGGAUCCAGGAUUACAAGAGAAUCCCACUCCAGUGUAAUUUAUUACAUCUUUUAUUCCUGAGUCUCUCUUGCUUGCCACAAUCAGUAUUGAAAAUCUGAAACCUUCUAUCCACACCUCCUCUUGUACUGGUGUACAGUCCAGUGUACUGUAUCUCUGCUUCGCUCAAUGUUUACUACAACAAACGUAUUAAGAUGGUAACAUUUGUUUGAUCACUGACCAGGUUGAACAGAAUUCUUCUUCUGAUUCCGAUCUCUCAGUGUCUGUAUGCUGGUUACUUUUUGUAUAACAUUCCAAUAUUGAUCUCGAGUAUUAAUACUGGAUAAAAAUUUUACGUAACAAAGAUGGAAAUCUAUGGGGUCUCACAGAAAGUUUUCCUGUUUGAUGAAACUGGCCACAAAGUAGAUCAGUGGUGAUUUCCCUAUGUGAUAUAUAAUUUAGAAUGGACAUUUUUUGGCUUGUAGCAUUGUGGUAUUACAAUCAGGUUAUAAGAUCCAUAUAAUGAUGGUGCGUGCUUAACUCGUCUUUUUUUCUUGUGAUCUCUUUACCUGUGAAUCUUUUCUGUGGGUCAACUCUGACUAAAUCUGUCAGAUGCCAUUCUCCCUGUUCAUUAGAGACCCAUGACAAGGAGUUAAAAUACUUGAAUGCAGUAGUGUCUGGUUGGGUUAUGGCUUUCGAUCAGAUUCAUGUGUUUAGUGAAGCAUAACAGUUAACCAAAGCUGAUGUCCUGCACCCAUAAACCUAACUGCUAAGAGAAAUAAUCAGAAGGCCAAAGAUAUCAUUGUUUCUAAAGAGAAAAUGGUGUAUAUUUUUUUUUAAAGUAGAUUACCUUUACAGAAAUUAUUUUAGAUAGUGCCAAACAAAAUUUAGAAUGUAGUGGAAUGAAAAAUUGAUGUACUUGGUAUGCAUAUUAGGUAGAUGUAUAAAUUGAAGCCAUGCCUUUUGUCAAACCAAGGAAGUUGGAGGCAAGUUAGAUAUCUGAAUACUUUCUUCCAAAGCUUCUAUUAAAAAAUAAAUGGCAACUUACAUGUAGUUAACUAUUUGUUUUUUCUUUUUUCAUAUAUUCAAAUGCAGUUAUGAUCAAAAUUUGAGAAUUUUUAUAUUGAUUGUAUAUCCUUCAUAAAUGAAGUGAUGGGAAUUUCCAAUCUCAUGUUUUUUUUUUGUAUUUUGUCGGGUUUUUUUUGUAAUGUUUACAAUAUUUUAUAUUUCAUAAGAAUAAAUUUUUUGCAUAAUCAAUGCGAGCUUAAAUAUUGUCUGAAUACUUGUAUAUAUCAGCCUAUUCCUGUACAUACCAUCUGACAAAAAAGCAAAAUGCUAUGUCAUAGUUCUCAAAUAAAUGAUCACACACACACACACGAACAAUGCUUCAUAGAAUUGUGUUAUAAAGGUAUACUAUGUUAGAGUUUCCCAUAAAAUGUAAUCGAGCAGGAGUGAACAAGGCCAUGUCGUAAUGCUCAAAUAAAUGAUCACACACACACAUGAACAAUGCUUCAUAGAAUUGUGUUAUAAAGGUAUACUAUGUUAGAGUUUCCCAUAAAAUGUAAUCGAGCAGUAGUGAACAAGAAGGCCAUGUCAUAAUGCUCAAAUAAAUGAUCACACACACACAUGAACAAUGCUUCAUAGAAUUGUGUUAUAAAGGUAUACUAUGUUAGAGUUUCCCAUAAAAUGUAAUCGAGCAGUAGUGAACAAGAAGGCCAUGUCAUAAUGCUCAAAUAAAUGAUCACACACACACAUGAACAAUGCUUCAUAGAAUUGUGUUAUAAAGGUAUACUAUGUUAGUUUCCCAUAAAAUGUAAUCGAGCAGGAGUGAACAAGAAGGCCAUGUCAUAAUGCUCAAAUAAAUGAUCACACACACACAUGAACAAUGCUUCAUAGAAUUGUGUUAUAAAGGUAUACUAUGUUAGAGUUUCCCAUAAAAUGUAAUCGAGCAGUAGUGAACAAGAAGGCCAUGUCAUAAUGCUCAAAUAAAUGAUCACACAUACACAUGAACAAUGCUUCAUAGAAUCAUGUUAUAAAGGUAUACUAUGUUAGAGUUUCCCAUAAAAUGUAAUCCAGCAGGAGUGAACAAAAGGAUAUGCAUGUUGGACUCAGAUUAUGUUAGGCAAGAAAGGUCCUCAUAGAGACAAAUAAGAACUUCCAAGACUAUUUGCUACAUCUUAGCAAAUCUACUUCCUUUCUUGUCUUUUUUUUUUGUCAGUUUGUGUAUAGACUAUGUAGUCUCGACUUGUCACAUUAUUUGUCAUGUACAUGUAGAUAUUUAUACGUGAUAUGCAACAGAACAAAGAACUAAUGCACCAGCAUGUCCAGCAGUGUGUUGGAUCUAGUCGUCGUUACGGGGUUGUUGUUCCCAAAAGCUCAUCAAGAACAAUAAGCUGUAUGUAGACUUCCAUGGGUAUGUAGACUUCCAUGGCAAUCUUAAAAGAGCCACAUGAUUUUGUAAUUAGGGGUAACGAAUUGUGGGAAGACCCGUCACUUAGCACUGGAUUUAUGUGAUUGACAGUUGCACCUUAUGGUGGUUUAUUUUUUUGCUAAUGUAAUACCGUCAAUGCAUUCCAAAAUUAAAAUUCAGAGGUUACUAUGUAGACAUAUACAUAGGAAAAGCUGAUUUAUUUUACAAUAUCACUUCACAACAGGUGAAUACAUUCAUGUCAAACUGAAAAAUCCAGAGUAAAGUGACGGGCCUUCCUGCAAUAUGUUGUCCCUACUGACAUAAUCUGGCGAAAAUCAAAUGCCAUUUGUAGAUUAGACUUGUUUAUGCUUCAAUUUAAUUAAUAUUGCUCAAUGUAGAUCGUAUAUAUGUCUAUAGCCAGAUACUUUUGUAAAGCUAAAAUAAAAACAAAAAAACACAUUA
Liolophura sinensis is the source of this 5635-nucleotide messenger RNA. Its product is annotated as centrosomal protein kizuna-like. Gene Ontology annotation, biological process: spindle organization. Gene Ontology annotation, cellular component: centrosome. The record is from RefSeq and is a predicted model, not a curated record. NCBI's taxonomy places the organism in Eukaryota, Metazoa, Mollusca, Polyplacophora, Chitonida, Chitonidae.